Messenger RNA from Rhineura floridana, 936 nucleotides. Its product is annotated as olfactory receptor 14A16-like. NCBI's taxonomy places the organism in Eukaryota, Metazoa, Chordata, Lepidosauria, Squamata, Rhineuridae. Gene Ontology annotation, molecular function: olfactory receptor activity; G protein-coupled receptor activity. Gene Ontology annotation, cellular component: membrane. Gene Ontology annotation, biological process: G protein-coupled receptor signaling pathway. Bases 1 to 936 code for a protein of 311 amino acids. The record is from RefSeq and is a predicted model, not a curated record. The transcript has a single exon.
AUGGUCAACCAGUCAACGGUAACAGAAUUCCUUCUGAUGGGAUUUUCCAAAAACCAAGAUGAGCAGAUUUUGUAUUUUGUGAUGUUUCUCUGCAUUUAUUUGAUAGCCUUAGUAGGGAAUUUUCUCAUUAUCGCUGCCAUUGCUCUAAACCACCAACUACAUGCCCCAAUGUACUUCUUUUUAGUUAACCUGUCACUGACAGACAUUGGUUACAUCACAACUACUAUCCCCAAAUCCAUGGUUGCUUCUUUGACAGACAACAGACUGAUUUCUUUUGCCGGCUGUGCUGCCCAGGUUUUCUUAAUUAUCAGCUUUGCAGGUUCCGAGAUUGCCUUGCUCACUGUCAUGGCUUAUGACCGUUAUGUUGCAAUCUGUCGUCCUCUACAGUACAGGCUAAUAAUGAACUGGGAUGCCUGCACCCAAAUGGCAGCUGCUUCCUGGAUUAGCACCCUGAUCUAUUCAUCAGUACAGACCAGUGCCACUUUCAAGCUCGAUUUCUGUGGGACUAAUAUUAUUGGGCAGUAUUUCUGUGAUAUCCCUCAGUUACAAAAGAUAUCUUGCUCUAAUACAAAAGUUAACCAGAUUCUGUUGUUUGUCACUGCUAUCCCAUUGGAUACAUUUUGUGUUGGGUUGAUCUUUGCUUCCUAUGGCAACAUCUUCUCUGCUGUGCUGAGGAUCCCAUCAGUUCAAGGUAGAUAUAAAGCUUUCUCUACCUGCACUCCCCACCUAACUGUCUUUUCUUUAUUCAUGACCACAGCUCUUUUUUCAUACAUGAGACCUAAAAGCCUUUCCUCCCCCACAGUAGACCUGAUUUCUGCUGUACUGUAUACAGUUUUGCCACCAGUUCUUAACCCCAUUAUUUAUAGCUUCAGGAACAAGGACAUCCAAGAGGCGGUGUGGAAAAUACCAAAGAAAAUUAAAAGUCUCCUCCGAUAA